Molecule: messenger RNA, 768 nt
Organism: Colletotrichum karsti
Lineage: Eukaryota; Fungi; Ascomycota; Sordariomycetes; Glomerellales; Glomerellaceae
Product: glycoside hydrolase family 61 protein
Exons: 4
Coding region: 1-768 (255 amino acids)
Source: RefSeq, a predicted model, not a curated record
AUGAAGAGCUUUGCAACUAUUGUGUUGCUCGGUGCAGCCACCUCGGCGCUCGGCCAUGCAACUUUCCAGCAAUUGUGGGUUGGAAGCGAAGACCAGGAGAGCAGCUGCGCCAGACUUCCGCCGAGCAACAGCCCCGUCACGGACGUCUCGUCAAACAAUUUGCGGUGCAAUGUCGGCGGAGGCACGGGCGUCUCCGGCAUCUGCGAGGUCCCAGGCGAGUGCCCACAACACCGACGCUCUCUCCACGUUCUGUCGCAGGAGGGAGGUCGCACCGGCAGCAAGGUCUCGGUCGAGAUGCACGAGCAGCCGGGCGAACGAGACUGCGCGAGGCCAGCCAUCGGCGGCAACCAUUACGGUCCUGUGAUGGUGUACCUUAGCAAGGUCUCUGACGCGACGACGGCUGAUGGAUCGUCGGACUUCUUCAAGAUCGGCGAGUACGGGUACACGGCGGCGGACGCGACGUGGGGCACGGAUGUUCUCAACGAGAACUGCGGUAAGUUCGAGGUGACGAUCCCGGCGGCUCUGGCGGCCGGUGAUUACCUGCUCAGGGCCGAGGCCAUCGCCCUGCACUCGGCGUCGCAGCCGGGCGGAGCGCAGUUUUACAUGACUUGCUACCAAAUCCGGGUCUCUGGUGGAGGAAGCGCGACGCCGGCCGGCGUUAAGUUCCCUGGUGCGUACAGCGCGUCGGACCCUGGCAUCCAGAUUGACAUUUGGGGCAACGGCUUCAGCGAGUACACCAUCCCGGGACCUGCCGUGGCGUCUAUCUAG